Molecule: messenger RNA, 405 nt
Organism: Chiloscyllium plagiosum (whitespotted bambooshark)
Lineage: Eukaryota; Metazoa; Chordata; Chondrichthyes; Orectolobiformes; Hemiscylliidae
Source: RefSeq, a predicted model, not a curated record
CGACUGGAGCCUCCAUUUUAAAUGGGAGCAGCUAACCCCAGAGGUCAGGGCCAAAAGACUACAGCCCAUUGAGCCAAUCAGGACACCAGUUAUAGCUGGAGGUCUCUUUGUGAUCAACAAAGCCUGGUUUAACCAUCUCGGGAAGUAUGACACUGCGAUGGACAUCUGGGGCGGUGAAAACUUUGAGAUGUCCUUCCGUGUGUGGAUGUGCGGUGGGACCCUGGAGAUCGUCCCCUGCAGUCGGGUGGGCCACGUCUUCCGCAAGAAACAUCCUUACGUCUUCCCAGAUGGCAACGCUAACACCUACAUCAGAAACACUGAGCGUACCGUCGAGGUCUGGAUGGAUGAGUACAAGCGGUUUUAUUAUGCAGCCCGGCCAUCUGCCAAGGGACGGCCUUAUGGAGA